AUAACAGUAAACUGAGUGGGAGAUACUUGUAUUGAGCUGUGUGAAGCAAGCCUGGCGUUGCUGAAACCCUAUAAACACCAUGGGAAUGCAGCUUCUAAUUCAGAUGUUUCUGAUGUAUCCCGGGAUUACUGUGUUUGCUGCCUGACUGAUAACACCAUGGUUGAGUGAGAGUUUGUGCAGUUCAGAGCUAUGUGUUAGUGGGGGGAUCCAAGUUUUCUUCAGCUUCAGCAUAGAACUAGGGUUGCUGAUAGUUAUCAAAACAAAGUUUUGAUAAAAACAAAAGCAAAAUGCAGGAUGGAAAUGCUCUUUUUUGGGGGGGGGCAUUACUGUAGAUUAGCUCAGUUUACUCUCUAUUAUUUUGAAAGCUUGGGUUUAUUUUAAGUUGCAUUUUAGAGAUGAAUCAAAGAAAAAUAAAGAUUUCAGUCACUUCAUAUUCUUGCUGAAGGAGCUUUGAUAUAUUUUAGAGGUUAUCGCUAUGCAAUGGAACAGUGUACUUUAUUCCUGGAAGAGCCAGGGUAUUUCUCGAAGGCAGCAAUUUAGACGUUCAUUUGCUCAUCUCACAUUUAGAAUGUAUCACAAAAGUUGGUUGGGGCUGAUGUAGCUGAAACAAGGGAUAAGCAUAAGAAGGUCAAGGUAGGGAAACGGAAGGCAUUAUGUAUGGAUUCAGCCUGUCAUAAUUGGCAGUCUGCAACUAUUUUUAAAGAGCUACUUACCCCUAAGGCUUUUGAACUAGAAAUGACUUUACACGAAUUCAGGCAAUGUUCAGUCUCUGCAUGGUUGAAAGUGAAGCUGAUGAGGUGAAUUUACAUGGUGUCACAAGCCUAGGUUUAAAACAAGCCCUGGACUUUGCAUAUACUGGACAGAUCCUUUUGGAGCCAGGGGUGAUACAGGAUGUGCUAGCAGCUGGGAGUCAUUUGCAGCUGCUGGAGCUUCUCAGUUUAUGUUCUCACUAUCUCAUUCAGGAAUUAAAUAGUUUUAAUUACUUGGACCUGUAUAAGCUUGCGGACCUCUUCAACCUCACUUUGUUGGAGAAUGCAGUGGUUGACUUCUUAGUAAAACAUCUCUCUGAGCUAUUGAAGAAUCAUCCUGAAGAAGUCCUGGCACUCCCAUACUGUCUCCUUCGAGAGGUUUUUAAAAGUGAUAGACUCACUUCACUCAGUGAAGAACAAAUCUGGCAGCUGGCCGUGAGGUGGUUGGAGCACAACUGCCGCUACCAGUACAUGGAUGAGCUUCUCCAGUAUGUCCGCUUUGGCCUUAUGGACGUGGAUACUCUGCAUACUGUAGCUCUUUCUCAUCCUCUUGUCCAAGCCAGUGAAACUGCGACAGCACUUGUUAACGAGGCCUUGGCUUACCACCAAAGCAUCUAUGCACAGCCAGUUUGGCAAACCAGAAGGACAAAACCUCGCUUCCAGUCAGACACUCUUUACAUUAUUGGUGGGAAAAAACGUGAAGUCUGUAAAGUGAAGGAGUUGCGAUACUUCAACCCAGUCGAUCAAGAAAACGUUCACAUUGCAGGGAUUGCAAACUGGAGUGAGCUAGCGCCCAUGCCAGUAGGGAGAAGUCACCACUGUGUGGCUGUCAUGGGAGACUUUCUUUUUGUAGCUGGUGGAGAGGCCGAGCACUCCACGGGCCGCACCUGUGCGGUGAGAACUGCCUGCCGCUAUGACCCCCGCACCAACUCGUGGGCCGAGAUAGCUCCGAUGAAGAACUGUCGGGAGCACUUUGUGCUGGGAGCAGUGGACGAGUACCUCUAUGCGGUAGGGGGCAGAAAUGAGUUGCGCCAAGUUCUGCCUACUGUGGAGUGCUACUGCCCCAAGAAGAACAAGUGGACCUUUGUGCAGUCCUUUGAUCGAUCGCUUUCAUGCCAUGCAGGAUAUGUGGUGGAUGGUCUUCUUUGGAUAUCAGGGGGAGUAACAAACACUGCACAGUAUCAGAACAGGCUUAUGGUCUAUGAUCCCAAGCAGAAUAAGUGGUUGAGCCGUAGCCCAAUGCUGCAGAGGAGAGUGUAUCACUCCAUGGCUGCUGUCCAAAGGAAACUGUACGUGUUAGGUGGGAAUGACCUGGACUACAACAAUGACCGGAUCCUGGUUCGGCACAUAGAUUCUUACAGCAUAGACACUGACCAGUGGACACGUUGCAGCUUCAACAUGUUAACAGGUCAAAAUGAGUCUGGAGUCGCGGUCCACAAUGGUAGAAUAUAUCUCGUUGGCGGCUAUUCGAUUUGGACAAAUGAGCCUUUGGCAUGUAUCCAGGUGCUGGAUGUUAGCAAGGAAGGGAAGGAAGAAGUUUUCUAUGGGCCUACGCUCCCAUUUGCUUCCAAUGGAAUAGCGGCGUGCUUUCUCCCAGCUCCUUACUUCACAUGCCCCAACCUUCAGACUCUGCAAGUGCCUCACCACAGGAUCGGCACAAUGUGAGACAAGGAACGCGUACUUCAUAAAAUCAGAUGUGGAAGGGGAAAAAUCAAACCCUGCAUAUUGAAGGGUUUCUUUGGAUCAGUGAAAAUAAUCAAUCCCCAUGGGCUGCUGCUUUACCUUCACACAUUUGUCUUAAAGUCGGAUCACAAUAGGCAGGAAGGAAGCUACAAAAACCAUGGUUUCUCUCCUCUGCCUCAGAUGCAGAGGCAUAUAUGUGAGAGCAUUUGGCAUUUCUGCUGGUGACUACUUGCUGCCUGUCUUGAUUUAAUUUCCUUAUGCAACUUUGUUAAGGCGUUGUGAAUGCUCUCAGCUCCUUCCUGGGCUGCUGUUCUUUGGAAUCUGCACGUUCAGUUGUUCACCAAUGGCACUUUCAAAGAUGAGAGAAAGUAGUGUUUAUGUUGACAAAGACGAUAUAAUACUAUGGUAAUUAUGCAACUUACUUGAUACCGUUGGCAAAAAGAAUAACAAAUGUGCUGACUUCCAAUUCCGAACUCCAUCGUUUACAGUUUCUCAUUUAAUAAUACUUCAUUUGAAAUUUAAAUACUGUGAAGCAGAUUAAAACAAAAAUAAAAAACAAACAAGCCCUGUAGUAUAUAAGGAUCACACAAAAAUUUGUGAAGGACAAAGACACUGAGGCUUCACAGUUAAGCACAAGUCUGAAUGGAAUGUGUGUGUCUGAGAAUCUAAAGAUCAUUUGGGAUGUCAUUUACCAAGGUCUACUAUCAAAUAAAUGUUACCUUCUGUCAUAUGAUCAAUUCCUCCUGACAGCUGCAGUCUUUUAAUGGUGGAGAACAGCUUCUUUACUGUAUAAUUAAAAUGUGCCAUUUACUUAAUAUUUUUAAUAUCCAGUUUGCAAGGGGUCACCACAUUUACAAUUAUCAAUGAACAGUCUCAUUUUGUCCAACAUAUGGUCCCACAAAUCACUGGUCUCCAGAGGCUAAACAGGUGUAUAACAAUGUCAAUAUUUAUUUAUUUAUUCUUUCAGUUUAUGUAGCGUGUCUCCCUUCCAUACUCCAAGCAUAUGCCAAUUCACAAUAAAUACUCUAACCUGUUAUAUUUUGGCUUUGCUUGGCUAUUGCAGCCCCCAUCUCAUAUUUUCAUCUUUAUUUACAUAUCUAACAACAAGUUCAAUGUUUGUAAGUAUUAACCAAGCAUAUAAUUAAAUCUUUCUCUAUUUAUGAUUUA
Molecule: messenger RNA, 3599 nt
Organism: Anas platyrhynchos (mallard)
Lineage: Eukaryota; Metazoa; Chordata; Aves; Anseriformes; Anatidae
Gene: KLHL32
Product: kelch like family member 32
Molecular function (GO): protein binding
Source: RefSeq, a predicted model, not a curated record